Molecule: messenger RNA, 8932 nt
Organism: Gadus morhua (Atlantic cod)
Lineage: Eukaryota; Metazoa; Chordata; Actinopteri; Gadiformes; Gadidae
Product: vitamin D3 receptor B
Exons: 10
Coding region: 605-1882 (425 amino acids)
Biological process (GO): positive regulation of transcription by RNA polymerase II; negative regulation of transcription by RNA polymerase II; cell differentiation
Cellular component (GO): nucleus
Molecular function (GO): vitamin D response element binding; nuclear receptor activity; zinc ion binding
Source: RefSeq, a predicted model, not a curated record
UAAUUAUCCUAUUUUACGUUGUGCAUGUAUGUAAUUGCUGAGUUGCGUCUCUUUUUUAUUCCACCCCCCGUUAAUACGCACGCCUCGAUUUCGACGCAUGUGGCAUGAAAACAGUGAAUGAGGCGCUUCAACUUGAUAGCCUGUUUUAGGGUUAACCAGCCAGCUAGCCACGCAAGCUAUCGCUUCUUCUGCGAGCCAACGUUUGGACUCGUCGGAAGGGCGUGCGAGUUUGACGUGUUCUUCUCAGUCCCGAGUUUUAUGCAACGCGGUCUCAACACUUACCUGAUCUCGCUAUAACGAAGCAAAACAACAUGGAGGCGGAGGGGGAUUACUUUGCCCGAGAUUGACGGCAACGAGCGAGGGGGAGAGAAUAAGAGCAAGUCAGUGUGGAUGGGAAAAGUUGAGCUGAGGUAUGAAACUCGCAUGCACAGAAGGAAUGUGAAAGUAGUAUUUCUGCUGAACAACACGCGUGGGGUGGAUCUGGCUGUACGGCACUGAAAUGAGGUGGAAGAAGCGAUGCGAUGGGAUUAACAACUCGGAAUAAACUGUAGAAGAAAGGUUUCAAGUCUUACUUUGGAUAAAAGGGCAUGCAACAACAUAAGUGAUGGAAUCCACGGCUGUGAGCACCUCCACUCUGGCCCCUGAUGAGUUUGACAGGAAUGUGCCGCGCAUCUGCGGUGUGUGUGGAGACAAGGCCACAGGCUUCCACUUCAACGCCAUGACCUGUGAGGGCUGCAAGGGCUUCUUCAGGCGCAGCAUGAAGCGCAAGGCCUCCUUCACCUGUCCCUUCAGCGGGAGUUGCACCAUCACCAAGGACAACCGGCGCCACUGCCAGGCCUGCCGACUGAAGCGCUGCGUGGACAUCGGCAUGAUGAAGGAGUUUAUCCUGACGGACGAGGAGGUGCAGAGGAAGAAGGACCUAAUCCAGCGCCGCAAGGACGAAGAGGCGCAGCGCGAGGCCCAGAGGGAGGCGCGCAAGCCCCGCCUGACGGACGGCCAGACCCUGGUCAUCUCCACGCUGGUGGAGGCGCACCACAAGACCUUCGACGACUCCUACUCAGACUUCUCCCGCUUCAGGCCUCCAGUGCGUGAGGGCCCGGUGACUCGUAGCGCCAGCAGGGCUGCUUCCCUCCACUCUCUGUCAGAUGCCUCCUCUGACUCCUUCAGCCACUCUCCAGAAUCAGUGGACGCCAAGCCGGUGAACUUCAACAACCUGAUGAUGAUGUACCAGGAGCAGGGAGGCAGCCCAGACUCGAGCGAGGACGGCUCCCGCCUCUCCAUGCUGCCCCACCUGGCCGACCUCGUCUCCUACAGCAUCCAGAAGGUCAUUGGCUUUGCCAAGAUGAUCCCUGGCUUCAGGGAGCUGACCGCCGACGAUCAGAUCGCCCUGCUCAAGUCCAGCGCCAUCGAGGUGAUCAUGCUGCGCUCCAACCAGAGCUUCAGCCUGGAGGACAUGUCCUGGAGCUGCGGAGCGCCUGACUUUAAAUACCAGAUCAGCGAUGUUACCAAAGCCGGUCACACUCUUGAGCUGCUGGAGCCUCUGGUGAAGUUCCAGGUGGGCCUGAAGAAGCUGAACCUCCAUGAGGAGGAACACGUGCUGCUCAUGGCCAUCUGCCUGCUCUCUCCAGACCGCCCCGGGGUCCAGGACCACGCCCGCAUCGAGGCCCUGCAGGACAACAUCUCGGAGACCCUGCAGGCCUACAUCCGCCUGAGCCACCCGGGUGGCCGGCUGCUGUACGCCAAGAUGAUCCAGAAGCUGGCGGACCUGCGCAGCCUGAACGAGGAGCACUCCAAGCAGUACCGCUCCCUGUCCUUCCAGCCCGAGCACAGCAUGCAGCUCACCCCCCUGGUGCUGGAGGUGUUCGGCAGCGAGGUCUCCUAGAGCCGUCCUCCUCAGAGAGGAGCCCCCACCGCCCCCCCCCGUCCCACUCCGUGAGGUCAGGGGGAGGCGGGUAGAGAGAGGGGGUAGGAGGGAGGGCCAGGCAGGAGGGGUACAACGUGGGAGGGAGGAGGCAGAGAAGGCGCUGGAUGAAGUUGUGGUUUUUAAGGAGAAGUGUGUGUUUUGUGUCUAUCAGUAGGUCUGUAAGAAAGUCUCUGUGCGUGCGCUCGUGUAUUUAGUGGGAGUCGGUUGUGUGGUAUAACAGAAGUUUGUCCGAGUGGGACCUUGAUAUGGCCGAAGUGGUCCAGUGGGGACUAGGCAAAGAUGAGGAGAGAGAGAGCUACAAGGGAACUCCACGUCUCUCUCGCUCGCGUGCGCGCGCGCGCGCACACACACACACACACACACACACACACACACACACACACACACACACACACACACACACACACACACACACACACACACACACACACACACACACACACACACACACAAUACCUAGACAUCAAACUUCUGCCUAAAACAUAUUUGACGUAGUGUUUUUUUGUCUGUAUUUAAAUGAAACUGCUGCUUACCACACCUGGACAGUAUAUGUACACACAUCCACACAACAAGCAUACUCAAUUUUUUAAUUUAGCCAUUCAGUUUCAACUACCUCUUGGUUUUGCUUAGGGUUGUCUACAUGCACAUCGCCUAUGUAAAACAGUACAUUUCUUCCACACAAACAGUGACACACAUAAGGAAAUGCAGUCAAAUCUGUGUUGAAUGCCUGUACAUUAGUCUUGUCGACGACGCUGUGUACAUAUGACUCUGUAUGUGCUCGAAACAUGCGCCUCCCGUCGCCUCUCACCUUUCACCAGAGGUGCAGCCUGCUACAUUCUCAAAAAGCUUCCACAAUCUACAGAAACGACAACAUAAGGAACCGCACCAAGGCCUUCUCUCGCAUGCAGUCACACACUACAUGCUUUUUUUUAUUUAGCUGUUUCGACUUGCCUCAAAGGACUUAUGAAGGAAAGGAUGGGUGCACACCUGGGGGUUUUAACGACAGAGAGCAAAAUCUAGCCUUCUAAUUUAGCGGGGUUGUGCCGUGGUUUUUAUUUGGGAUGGGUGGUUUUGAGGUGAGAAUUAGCCACUAAAUGUGUUUUACACUGCUAACUGUCAAUCAAACCAGGCCUGCAUUCUGGCCGGUUUCUCGUCUCUUUUUUCAAAUCAAGAGUUUGCUGUAAAUAGUUAAAUUGCCUCACAUUGUAUUGUAUCCGUAAGCACUGUUAUUCAACCUUUUUUCUUUUGUAUUUGUAUAUGUUCUGUAAUAGAUUUUAAAGGGCUACAAUGCCAAAUCUAACUGGAACAGUAAAACAAGGCCAAAGCAAGCUAGCAACUGGCCUAACUUGUAUUAUAGAAGCAAACAUACCAUACCAGGAAUUGGCAUCGAUGCAGAUGUUUUAUUGCGAUGGAUGCUUUUUAUUAUCGACAAAAACUUCAAACCUUAAAACGAUUCCAUGAAUUGUUUCUCCUCUGUGUACAGUGAGCUGGGUGGCAGGAGAGCUCAAUAAGCUGCUUCAAACCUCCUCAGAUAUCACCCCUUUCGUUUCUGACUGGGAAGUGGAAUUUGUAGAAUGUCCGAGGGUCUGGCCUUCAGAGCGCGCCUCUGACGCCCAGGUCCUCCCGUUCGAUUAAGUAUGCUGCGCGGCCCCCUAGUGGCCGCACCCUGUAAAUACCAGGUGUAUAUUGUUUUUUUGUUUCUUUCUUGCGCAGCUGUACAUAGGGCUACGUAGAUAUUACUAGAAGAGUAAAAAUGCAUUCUAUAUUUGCAAAUAUGAUAUUGUUGCUUUUCUUUUUUUGAUGACUGGUUUCUUCCUUCAAACACUUUGGUCUUUUGGACUUUGUAUUUGUUUUUUUGGAGUGAAUAAGCAAGGGGACAGAUUAUAAUCGUAAAGGACGUGUUUGUUUUUUUGACACAGUGGUUCAGGGGAGGUGGGGGGAGGGAGGACUGGUUUGGUUCUGUUCCAAGUUACACUUUUUAAGAUAAAUAGGAAGAAAAGAGUGCGCUGUGAAGGAUUACCAUGCAGUGCUGCUCACUAAUGUAAGCCAUAUAGAUCACCAAGCUAGUUAUACAACUCUUUAUAGUAGACGUAGAAUGAGGGAGAUUCCGAGCCUUGGAUAUGCUGUUAAUAUAACCUUGUAUACUUAUACCUUGCAUAUCCCUGGCUUCUCAUGAUUCUCUUUAAGCCCCGCUUGUAUAACCUAUACCGUACCCUGUAACCUGCUAUAAAAAUCCUCUUCCUCUUCAUCCUCAGGUGGCAUAGGUGAUUUUUUUACAAGUCCCAAUUGUGACUAACGACAUUUGAGGCCAGUAAUGCUUGAUUGGCUGCGGUUUGGGAUAUUAAGUAGUGGGAGAGUUGUUGAAGUGAUAUUUGUUUCCAUUUGUCUUGCCACCACUUUGUGAGACAAUGACCUCGAGGGAGCGAGGCAGAGAGAGAGACAUCGGGCUGACCACAAGCUUGAGAGGGGGUCAUUGACCCUUUGUCCUAAGGGACUUGGCGGUAGCUUCACGGCAGAGAUGUGUGAUAAUGAUAGUGGUGAUAAUAAACAGCGGAGGUGUUCUUGUAGGCGGAGCGAAGGGGUCUUAACGCGCCCCUCCAUAGGUACAUGCAACCUCGAGGGUGCUUAGGAACGCUGUUGAAACGUUGACAGUGGCUGAGGAGUUUCCUGCGUAUGAGCGAUGAUUUAUAUCCACAGAUGGUGUGUCCAAAGGCCCCUUCCCCCCACCCCCCCAAAAAUAUCAUGCUAUGGGUCUAAAUCUGGCGUCUCACUGGAAUCUGUUGAUUUAGUGGAUUGUACAUUCUCAGCACCCCUGUGCAUGAGCUGGGUGUUGUGGUGUCGGGCCCCCUGGACGCGCCCCUGCCCCCUGACCAGGCUGUGAUCCUGGCUAGGACUGGAGGUCAUCAAGUGAAGUGUUGUAAUUGUUGGUUAUUUUUAUUUUUCCUUGUUAUAAGAUCUAGUAGUUUUCAGCUGCUCCUAUUUUAAACGACCUUAAGGAGAGCUCUACUCGCUUUGUUUUGUUUCAAUUUCUUCUUAUUUGCAGUUUUUCCGCAACUGUUGAUAGAAAGGUUGGGACAAUGUUUGUGUGUGUUUGUCUUGCUGCCAAUGAAACAACCAAAGCACCAGGGCUCACAUGUAAUUUAGGUCUGAGAGAAUGGCAGAUAACAGCAGGCACACUCAAAAAUCGGUCCAACUGUGUCUUAAAACACGAGACAUAUACGUUCUACAAAUAUAGCUUGACGGUCAACAUCAUCAGAAGGAUGGACUCCGCUCACCAAAGCAACUAAAACAUCUCUGUUUAUUGUUAUCUUUCAUUAUUUCACAGCAACUUAUCUGCUGACGAUUCUUGUACGCAGGAGAAAACAAACCGUCACGAGACGUCCGUCAGGGUGUCUGCAUUAUGAAAGGAAACAAACAAACGUGUAGAAUCAGGCCAGCCUUGUCCUCUCAGUCACCUCCAUGAUGGCUCCCAUCCUAACAGAUGACCAUAACACAGCUAGCUAGACGCUCGGUUGGAACCGCACCUCGCGCAGCAAAGGAAGGCCCAGUAUGGCGCUGCAAGCUCCCAUCCAGUAAAAUAAGUGGAUUAACAUGAAUCCCUGGGCCCAUUUGUUCAUUAGUCAUCUGAUCGGAUUACGGCCGAUUGGAUCAAAUCUUGAAAUGGGUGGUUCAAAAUAAAAAAAUGGAUUCUGAAAUCGGAUUAGAUCUCGUUGGUUUGAUCCCAAAAAUCCGGAUUAGCCUGAUCCCAGUGGAAUGGUGGAUUCAAGGAGGCUUUCAGGAACAAAAUAUAAUACAAUUUAAAAAAAAAAAAAAAAAUGAUAUAAUAUAAAAUUUGUAUAUUGUGGUGUAUAUAUAAAUGUAUUUAAUAUUUGAUUAAUGAAAUAGUAGACCCCAGGCUACCUAUUAAGCCUUUCUAUUCAUUAAAGAAAACAAAAUAAAUCACGCCAAUUGAAGUUAACAUCAAAGAAAAGUCAUUUGUUAUCACUUAUCAUUAAUUAUAUGAGACGAAUCAGACAAAAGUAGUUUUAUUCUACCUGUUGUUCUUUACAUAGGCAGAAGUACUACAUGGUGAUAAAUAGGCUAGUCCAAUUUAGAGCACUUGUAAUCCGGAUUUGGUAUCCUGAAAGUUUGCAUCUGGAUCAAGGUGAUCCAAUGCAAUGUGGCUUUGUAAAACUGGCACACAAGUAAAAUGGAUUACCUGAUCCUGGAGGGCAAAAAAUGGGAUUUCCAAAUCCGGAUCAUUCUGAUCCAGAUUAUAUAUUGAACAACUGGGCCCUGGUGUUGAUCCAGUGCCCCUAUUGGGAAUUGUAAUGGAUGAAGAUGUUGAUGAGGAUACUGCGAUACUUUAUAUACACAAGUACCACUUGUACAGGAUGUCAGGGUUGGGCGAUAGGUUGCGACCCUCUGGGUUAUUGAAUAUGACUUUUCAAGUACUCUUCUCAAGUCACAAUGCUAAUGCUUUGCGACGAUUAUUACCUCUGUAGAUAUGGCUGCGUUUUUCCUUCUUUUCUCUUUCUCCGAUCGAGAUAUAGUGUUGGUAGGAGUAGUAGACAGGAACGUGGAUCGUUUGGUUAUCCAGCAAGUGCCACAGGAGGGGCGUCCCUCUGCACACACACAGGGUAACAGAGGGGAUUCACUUUGGGUACACACGGGAACCAAGCUGGGGGUCGAAUCGAGGGGUGGUGAUGCAGAACCGCUUUUAUUUUGAAGUUGUUUGAACAAUUUGAACAACUUGUUGAAAUUAGGGAGAGUGUUUAGGCAGCCAACCGAUAUUAUUCCCAGAGAUUCUUAAAUUCUAUCUUCGGAAAAACAACAACAACAACCACAGCUUGUUCAUGCAUGUGAGGAGAGUCGAACGGGAAUUAGACGCAUCUCCAAGUUAUUAUAAAAAAUUCUCCACUAAGCUGCUUCGAAACCAUCAAAUCUAACUUUACUAUUUUUCUUAUAAUACUGGAACAUUGAAAGUCUCAUGGUAAUGGGAAUCUUUUAGAAUGGUUUUUACGUAGGUUCGUAAGAUACCUGCCAUGUUAGAAAUAAUAUUCAUGACAACAAUACCUGCAAUAUGAAAGUUAAUGGUACACUAUCACCAGCAAGCUUUACAGUUUAUCAUGUUUUAUGUUUUUUUUGUAUCAUGGAUGUACAAAAAACUAUUACCAUUACAAAACCGGUCAAGAGAGCAUUUAUUCUUGAAUAAUUAGCAGAGAACAGUAAUGGCCAUCUCCCACCUAAUGGCUCAAGAGUAAUUUUUCCAAAAUGGGACAGGGAUUGUAAUGAGAUCAAUUCAAUGUAGUUCUUAAAAAGGAGCGCCACGACUCGGCGCACACCAUAAUCUACCUAAAAAAAAAACUACCUCUUUUAGCUACAGAUAUUUGCUUUAGCAUUAAGCAGUUGCCUCUGUUUUUACUUUUGUAAUAUUUGUAUUCUUGUUGGUAUUUAUUGCUGUCUAAUUAAUCAUCUUUAAUGAUUACCUCAGAGAUAUCUCAUGCAGAUUGGGAGUGUCUAGCUAAUGAAGUCAUUCGGUUUUUGUUUUUAUUUUGUACAAUAUGUGUUUUUGUUCUCCUUUUUCUCCGACUAAGCAUUACCUUUUCUAUUUCAUUUCUCUUUGUCAUUUGAAUACUUUUUUUUUUACGCACAAAAACACCAGGACUUGUUUUCAUACAGUGCCUGCAGUCUGACCAAUGGGACAAAGGCUGGCUCACGUGAGACUACAUUUCCUCCAAAAGUAACAUUCUUCCUCGCAUGGCCCUCGCUUUCUGGCAGUUCCCGCCAAGAGUAGGUUGUUUUCAGCGGUGUAGUCAAGUGUUCCUUCUCGCCGCAGCGCGGGCAUCUAUUUUGUCCGCAACGCUUACGUUAGGGAAUGGUUUGGAGUGAAUGCAGCCCUUUAGACGGAAAAAACAAAACAGAUGGAUAAUAUAUUUUUUUGCGUGCAAAAACGUUGCGUGCAUGAGCCCGCCUAUGUACCUUUGGCAUGGUUUUCUGCUCGUUGAAUAUCCAUCAGCCUUCCUACUAUGCUCCCGCUGUCCACUAGGUGGCUCACUCACCCACACAGGACCGUAACGAAGGAGCUCGGUGGGAGGAGUUUCUAGAGAGGGUCAGGAAAUGUGUUCCAAUGCGAAAGCAGCUUUGUACUUAACAGCAUCAUUUAGUCACGGGUUGUCCACUGUACAUACUCAAGACAGUAGUCCAGAUGCGAUACAACAUACAGAAUAGGCCUACUUGGCGGUGGCAUUUAGUGGGGAAUAUAAAAUCAAACAAGAAGCUUGUUGUACAAUAUUAAUGGAACAACUACUCACUUUAAAUUGAAACAAAACAAGUAUUGUUUUGUCUGUGUUUUUUUCUUUUCUUCUUCUUUUCUUUUCUUGUUCUAUUCAUGUCAAACUGCUUCAGUUAAACACUGAAUUAAAUUUAGAUGUUUAUUGAUCGAUUAAACUAAGAAAACCGUGUGGCCACAGUUGUGCAUCCCAUAAUCUGUGUUUCCAUGGAAAACUUCUACAGCACAGGAAAGGGUUCUUACUGCGCCUUUUUGAAUGUUCACCAGCUAACCUCUGAGAUGAAUAAGAAAAUAUGAAUAAAGUUAAUACAAAAAAGGACCUUUACUGAUUUUAAAAAGAUGUUCAGGAUUGGCCCACUAUUUAAAAACAUUAGCACUCGUACCAAUUAUAUGUAAUAGUUAUUCCUUAAGAUAAAAAAACAUUUGAUUUGAUAUUGAAUUGUAACCCUAUCAUUCAAUCGAAAGCCUGAAACAACGAAAGCACUUAUUGAGAUGUCUGUAACAUGCAUAUUUUAAGAUGAAUAUUCUAGCCAUAAACUGCCUGUUUAAAUCAGCAUGUCAUGGCUCCAAUUAUAAAGCAGUUAAUUCAUCUAAUCUCUAACGUUAUUGCAAUGUAUGUUUUUGUCCCAUUUCUUUAAAAAAAUAUUAUUCUUUUUCUAUUUUAAAUCGGUGUUUAUGUAAUGUUAUUUUUGUCAGAUGUUUUGCAAAUCAAAAAUAAACAACUACAUAGUAUUCAA